Poecilia latipinna (sailfin molly) is the source of this 2722-nucleotide messenger RNA. RefSeq names its product semaphorin 7A (JohnMiltonHagen blood group) (gene sema7a). Lineage: Eukaryota; Metazoa; Chordata; Actinopteri; Cyprinodontiformes; Poeciliidae. The record is from RefSeq and is a predicted model, not a curated record. Bases 494 to 2455 code for a protein of 653 amino acids. The transcript has 14 exons. Gene Ontology annotation, biological process: regulation of inflammatory response; neural crest cell migration; negative chemotaxis. Gene Ontology annotation, cellular component: external side of plasma membrane; plasma membrane. Gene Ontology annotation, molecular function: chemorepellent activity; semaphorin receptor binding; integrin binding.
GAAAAUAUUGUUGAAAUGAUUUUACCCAAAAUCAGCGGGGAAUAAGUCUCAUCUUCAAGAGAUACCAUCUUGUAACUCUCAGACGCGCCCUUCCUGCUCCAGCACACCUGAAUCACGCAGCAAUUAUUCCGCUCUGCAGAGAUCUGGUAAUGACUUUAUGGCAGGUGUUUGAGAAGGGGUGCAUCUAAAAGGUGCAGUAUGCACUUGAGCUCUUGAGGACUUAGGCACUGAAUACUAUCAGAUAAAUGUCUUUAUGUUUUUGAUAAAUUAUGAAAACGCUUUUUGCCCCUUUUGUUUUAGAAUGAGCGGUGCCUGAUCACAAGCACCGUCUUGCUUCAUUAAAAAGCUGAUCGCGUGACGUACCAAUACGUAACGCCUCUGGGAAGGUGGAGGCUCUCAUUUGAAACAUUUCUUUCCACAGAAAAUGGUUGUAAAUUUAGCGACUGGAGAGGUUAACCAUUUCUGUCCUCACCCAUAGCAGAACUGCGCAAAAAUGAAGCCUUGCGUUCAUAUUUAUCUUUGUUUCGCGGUGUAUUUCGAUUUGGUCUUUUCGAAGGAUGCCCCGGCUCUUGGGUCUGAAAAUAGCCCGAGGCUUUUGAUACCAGGUAUUAUCAGUGAUCAGUAUAAAUAUGAAGUUAAUCAGACCCAUACUGUGUUCUCAUACCGGGAGGAAGAACAGGAGCUUUUUGUCGGAGGCACAGACUUUGUUAUAAAACUCAAUGCAAAUAACUAUAGCGUCAUAGAAAAAUUUCCAAUAAGAACAACUGAACACCAUAAGUGCUCUGACCGUCCCUGUAAAAAUGUAAUCACCGUCAUUGAGAAGUUUCAGGAUGGCAUGUUUGUGUGUGGAACCAACGGACACAAACCAAAGUGCUGGAAACUCGUCCAUUCUGUGAAGAAUCAGACCUAUAAGAUAGAGGAGAGUUAUGAGGGAGCAGGCAUCUCCCCACUGGUCUACACGCACAACUGUUUGUCGCUCACAGUUGAUGGGGAUUUAUACGCAGCAGCGCCUUUGGACAUUGAGGGAAACUCUUUGCAGUUCAGGAGAAAAGCUGGCAAGCGGACUAAUGUCUGGAUGUACGACAGAUGGUUAUCGGAGCCUACAUUCAUAUCAGCAUCCUGGGUGAAGCGUAGCGAAGAUCCGGACAAUGAGAAAAUCUACAUCUUCUUCCGCGAAAAGAACUCUGACCACAGCCCAGACGCCGAUCCCUGGAUUUCUAGGGUGGCCAGAGUUUGCAAGACCGAUGAAGGUGGAUCAAAAAGAUUCUUCCAGAACAUGUGGACGACUUUCCUAAAGGCUCGCCUCGUCUGUGGGUUUCCUGAUGAGUCACUGUUUUUCAAUCGUCUCCAGGACAUCUAUGUGGUGCACGCCGAUGACUGGCACCAAACCAGAGUCUACGCACUUUUCACAAGCAGCUGGAACUCAACUGCGGUUUGCAUCUAUUCAAUAGAAAUGAUAGAUAAGAUAUUUGAAAACUCAGCUUUCAAAGGAUAUGCUAACGAAAUCCCUACACCAAGGCCUGGAACUUGCGUCCCAAACAGCAAAAGCCUGCCCCGGGCCACAGUGAACGUAGUGAAGGAUCAUCCUGAAAUGGUUGACUGGGUGCAUUCCCUUCAUUCAAAAGCUCCUUUUUAUGUAAGCAACUAUAAUUACACCAAAAUAGUUGUUGACCGGGUUCAAGGAGCAGACCAGCAAGUGUACAACGUUUUGCUCCUUGCUACUGAUACUGGCAAAAUCCAUAAAGUCCUAGAGGCUGGUUCAGAGCCUUUCAUCAUAUUGGAAACGCAGAUCUCCAAAAUUUCAUCUAUACAGGCAAUGACGCUUGACUCUCAAAAGAAAAAGUUAGUGGUGGGUUUCUCUGAUAAAAUAUCUACAGUGGACCUUCAAAAGUGCAAAGUGUACAAUGCGUCUUGUGCUGACUGUGUCCUGGCACGGGACCCCUACUGUGCAUGGACCACAUCUGGAUGCACCCCUUCUAACCUUGGUGGCAUUCAAAAUAUAAAAGAUGGACAUAAAAGUGUUUGCUCACAAAAUAAAGUAGCGAAUGAGUCACGGGGAACGACCAGGUCCAAAAGGCAGAUACGUUCACCAGAGAGUUCAGGGACAGUCCACUCAGUCCCCGAAGGUGUCCCUUUCUAUCUGUCCUGUCCUAUAGAGUCUUAUCAUGCAAAGUACACCUGGAAGCAUGGAAGUCACGACAGACCGUGCCUGCAAAUGCUUUCUAACUGUCUGCACCUUAUUCCUUCAAUGGGACCAGAGGACUAUGGGGAAUAUGAAUGCGUCUCCACAGAGAAGGAGUACAACAAAAGUUUGAAAAAAUACUUUCUUAAGCAGCAGUAUGAAAAGCAAGACGGCAGGUCUGCCAAUUAUAAACCGAAUGAUGCACCAAUCCUUGCUCCUGAGCUGUUGUGGAUUAUACUCUGCACUGCAGUGCUGUGGGAAAUUUUGAGAUAGUUUCUGCUAAUUUGGGAUUUGAUAUCAGUUUUCUCAAAUAAUGGCAGGCUGUACCACAGUUAUAACAUCAAAUUAAGCUAAACUGACCUUUUAGUUUAGACCUUUUAGCCUUUUAGUUUGACCUUUUUUGUUGUGAGACUCUGCUAUGGCAUGCACAUCUUGGCAACUUUUACUAAAUAGUUCUCACUGGAAAAAAAAGGGAGGUUACCUCUGUGUCAUGUUAUUGGGAGGAUGGAAAGCUUGAUAAAUAGAUGGAGAAGGAUUUCA